Molecule: messenger RNA, 1215 nt
Organism: Capsicum annuum
Lineage: Eukaryota; Viridiplantae; Streptophyta; Magnoliopsida; Solanales; Solanaceae
Product: mucin-1-like
Exons: 1
Coding region: 1-1215 (404 amino acids)
Source: RefSeq, a predicted model, not a curated record
AUGGCUAGCCUUUUACCAACAUCCUCAAAUACUAAUGUAAUUCCAGAUACUCCCCAUGGGACGGCUAGCCUUUUACCAACAUCUUCAAAGGCUGUUGUAAUUCCAAACACCCCUCCUAGGACAGCUGGCCCUUUACCGACAUCCUCAACUGAUGUAAUUCCAGAUACUCCUCUUAGGACGGCUAAACUUUUCUCAAAGACUGAUGUAAUUCCAGACACUUCUCCUGGGAUGGCUAGCCUUUUACCAACAUCCUCAAAGACUAAUGUAAUUCCAGAUACUCCCCCUAGGACGGCUAGCCUUUUACCAACAUCUUCAAAGGAUGUUGUAAUUCCAGCUACCCCUCCUAGAAUGGCUAGCCUUUUACCAACGUCCUCAAAGACUGAUGUAAUUCCAGAUACUCCUCCUGGGACGGCUAGCCUUUCCUCAAAGAUUGAUGUAAUUCCAGACACCCCUCCUGGGAUGGCUAGCCUUUUACCAACAUCCUCAAAGACUGAUGUAAUUCUGGAUACUCCUUCUGGGACGGCUAGCCUUUUCUCAAAGACUGAUGUAAUUCUAGACACCCCUCCUGGGAUGGCUAGCCUUUUACCAACAUCCUCAAAGGCUGAUGUAAUUUCAGAUACUCCCAAUGGGACGGCUAGCCUUUUACCAACAUCUUCAAAGACUGUUGUAAUUCCAGAUACCCCUUCUGGAACGGCUAGCCUUUUACCAACAUCCUCAAAGACUGAUGUAAUUCCAGAUACUCAUCCUGAGGCGGCUAGACUUUCCUCAAAGACUAAUGAAAUUCCAGACACCCUUCCUGGGACGACUAGCCUUUUACCAACAUCCUCAAAGACUAAUGUAAUUCCAGAUACUCCCCCUGGGACGACUAGACUUUUACCAACAUCUUCAAAGGCUGUUGUAAUUCCAGAUACCCCUCCUGGAAUGGCUAGCCUUUUACCAAUAUCCUCAAAGACUGAUGUAAUUCCAAAUACUCCUCUUGAGACGGUUAGCCUUUCCUCAAAGACUGAUGUAAUUUCAGACACCCCUCCCAGGACGGCUAGCCUUUUACCAACAUCCUCAAAGACUGAUGUAAUUCCAGAUAGUCCCCCUGGGACGGCUAGCCUUUUACCAACAUCCUCAAAGGAUGUUUUAAUUCCAGAUACCUCUCCUAGAACGGCCAGCCUUUUACUAACAUCCUCAAUGACUGAUGUAUUCCAGAUACUCCUACUGGGAUAG